Molecule: messenger RNA, 1327 nt
Organism: Drosophila biarmipes
Lineage: Eukaryota; Metazoa; Arthropoda; Insecta; Diptera; Drosophilidae
Gene: RpLP0
Product: 60S acidic ribosomal protein P0
Exons: 3
Coding region: 207-1160 (317 amino acids)
Biological process (GO): ribosomal large subunit assembly; ribosome biogenesis; cytoplasmic translation
Cellular component (GO): cytosolic large ribosomal subunit
Molecular function (GO): structural constituent of ribosome; large ribosomal subunit rRNA binding
Source: RefSeq, a predicted model, not a curated record
UCGCAGCAGUGCGAAAAGGCUGUUUUCACGUUGACGUGCGCGCAACAGCACCGGUAGAGCGCUUAACAGCACUCUGUGAGCAACAGCACGCCGGUGGAGUGUGGUUUCCGGCACCAACUUACUCUCUUUCCGUUCUGUGAGCGAAAACCGAAAAGUCUGUGCUUUGUUCUUAAAUUCAACCGACGAGUCCCUAAUACACAAUCAAAAUGGUUAGGGAGAACAAGGCAGCAUGGAAGGCUCAGUACUUCAUCAAGGUUGUGGAACUCUUCGACGAGUUCCCCAAGUGCUUCAUUGUGGGCGCCGACAACGUGGGCUCCAAGCAGAUGCAGAACAUCCGUACCAGCCUGCGUGGUCUGGCCGUCGUGCUGAUGGGCAAGAACACCAUGAUGCGCAAGGCCAUCCGCGGGCAUCUGGAGAACAACCCGCAGCUGGAGAAGCUGCUGCCCCACAUCAAGGGCAACGUGGGCUUCGUGUUCACCAAGGGCGAUCUCGCCGAGGUGCGCGACAAGCUGCUGGAGUCCAAGGUGCGCGCUCCCGCCCGUCCCGGCGCCAUUGCCCCCCUGCACGUCAUCAUCCCGGCCCAGAACACUGGCUUGGGACCCGAGAAGACCAGCUUCUUCCAGGCCCUGUCCAUCCCGACCAAGAUCUCCAAGGGAACAAUUGAAAUCAUCAACGACGUGCCCAUCCUGAAGCCCGGCGACAAGGUCGGCGCCUCAGAGGCCACGCUGCUCAACAUGUUGAACAUCUCGCCCUUCUCGUACGGUCUGAUCGUCAACCAGGUGUACGACUCUGGCUCGAUCUUCUCGCCCGAGAUCCUGGACAUCAAGCCCGAGGAUCUGCGCGCCAAGUUCCAGCAAGGAGUGGCCAACCUGGCCGCCGUCUGUUUGUCCGUGGGCUACCCGACCAUCGCCUCGGCCCCGCACAGCAUUGCCAACGGAUUCAAGAACCUGCUGGCUAUUGCUGCCACCACCGAGGUGGAGUUCAAGGAGGCCACUACCAUCAAGGAGUACAUCAAGGACCCCAGCAAGUUCGCGGCCGCUGCGUCGGCCUCGGCUGCCCCCGCCGCCGGCGGAGCUGCCGACAAGAAGGAGGAGGCCAAGAAGGUCGAAUCCGAGUCCGAGGAGGAGGACGAUGACAUGGGCUUCGGUCUGUUCGACUAAGCUGGAUGCAGGAUGCCCAGCAGCGGCGCCCACGGGCCAUCGCUUCUGCUUUCGACGUUUACCCACUAAGACCCUCUACUAUGUUUUCUACGUGCAAAUCAUUGCCGCGGUUUGACGGACCCAAUGGCAAGUUGCAUUAAACAUCCUGUAAACUGCUCGAAAGCGCA